Messenger RNA from Ruditapes philippinarum (Manila clam), 2478 nucleotides. Its product is annotated as oxalate:formate antiporter-like. Gene Ontology annotation, molecular function: transmembrane transporter activity. The coding region runs from base 698 to 2095 and encodes 465 amino acids. The record is from RefSeq and is a predicted model, not a curated record. NCBI's taxonomy places the organism in Eukaryota, Metazoa, Mollusca, Bivalvia, Venerida, Veneridae. Gene Ontology annotation, biological process: transmembrane transport. The transcript is spliced from 12 exons.
UAUGCACAUUAUAUGCCUUGGUUUUUAAUAAAAUCUUGAAAUAUUGAAAUCUAAGUUUACGCUCGACGAAUUAAAACCAUUUAAGUUUUUAUAAAACGCAGAAUAAGAAAUGUUGAUGAUUUUUUGAUUGAUCAUCAGAUGACCGCGAAUGAUUUCACCUAGAUUUCACUUUAAAAAUAUCUAAUUUGUGUUCUUUUCAAUGAAAAAUUAUAGAUCUAGAGAUCUAAUGGUAGUUUUGUUAAAAUAAGACAAGCUUAGUGCUGGCACAAAAUAUGAUUUUAGGUUCCAGCUUAGUAGAACAAGGAGGAAAAAGCCUUGUUAUCAGUGCUUCAAGAGAAUCUCGCAGGGUCUGCAUUGAUUCCAUGCACGAUAGAACCAAUUCUGCAUGAUCAACGGACGAAGGAUAACCCGGUCCUAUACUGGCGAAACCCGGCUGACUACAGCUUAAAUUAGUGACGACCAUUGAAUAAAAGAAUGGCGACAUGCACUACACGUUUCAGAAUUUUCUUGAGUUGUUCUAUUAAAUAGGCAUUUCUUCUUCUGUCGUUCGCUCUGCACAAUUACGCCAGUAUCUGCGAUGAAGGUUGUUGUUUUGCUCCGGUCUUCUAGGUCCCCAUACAACUUCUGUUGGAGAGUAGUGUCUUGAGGCCACAUCGCAGUUCGCUCCUGAUGGUGUCGCGUACAUCUUUUGGAGGACAUGGUCAACAGUUUGAUCUCCCUCUCCGCAAGCACAGAUUUAUUUAAAUGUAAUUGCGGACGGUUUGCUGACGUUGUUAUGAUCCGAGCAGCAUUUGUGAUACUCGGGGGAGUUUUAGUGCAUUUAUGUCUGGGAAGCUUUUAUGUGUUUGGAAAUCUCACUCCUUACGUCAUAUCAUAUCUACGUAACCGUACAGAUGAACACACGCUCCGGAAUGUGGACAAUCUAUGGAUAAUGAACGCAGCUAAUCUUGUCUCACCAUUUGGAAUGGUGUUUGGCGGUGUCUUAGACCGGCGGUUAGGUGUCAGGGCGGCAACCGCUAUAGGAUGUUGUAUAUUUUGUUCUGGCUGGGCCCUGACAUAUUUCACCGUGCAGAAGUCUUUGGUGCUAGUGUCGUUGUCAUAUGGGGCGCUGACACAAUUUGGCCUGUCAACAGCGUAUGGUCCGCCGGUUCAAAACGCCUCAAAGUGGUUACCAAAGAGACCGGCUUUGGCUGUUGGACUAAUUGUAUGUGGAGUUGGGGGAGGAGCCAUGGUGUUCAAUCAAGUUAUCACAGCAUAUCUAAAUCCAGACAAUCUAUCACCAGAUUUCGAAUCUUCAGACGGACAAAAGUAUUUUACGGAUAAAGGAUUACUGGAUCGUUUACCGACUUUGUUUUUAAUCUUAGCCGGUAUCUAUGCGGUUUGCCAAAUUAUAGGCAUUGCGGCGCUUUCAAAACCACCCGAAGACGAGGUAGAAGCAAAACGACUACUCAACGAUAGCAGAAGUUCUGAUGGACAAAUACAUGGAUUACGACUAUCUGUGAAAGACGUACUGUUGCAAAUGAUAAAGAGUAAAAAUUCAAAUAUAGUUUUGGCGUUCACAUUUCUUAUUCAGGGAGGUAUGGUAUUUGCGAUUAGUUUGUAUAAGGCUUACGGACAAACGUUUAUCAACGAUGAUCAUUUUUUGGCGACAGUAGGGUCAAUAUCGUCUGUAUUUAACUCAAUUUGUCGUCCAUUGUGGGGAACAAUAUAUGACAAAUUCGGAUUUCAAAUUGCCGUUAAAUUUGUGUGCACUUUAUUUACAUGUCUAUCAUGUACUAUCAUGUUUACAGAGACCAUGGGAAAAUAUCCAUUUAUGCUGUGGAUUUGUGGAUUAUACGCUAGUUUCUGUGGCAUAUUUUCUAUAUGUCCAACAACUCUCGGAAAACUGUUUGGUGUUGAUAAUAUGGUGAUUACAAUGGGUUUAUUCUUCAGCGCUCUUUCAGUUUCAAGUUUAUGUGCUGGCUUUAUUGGGCUGAAUUUGCAAUCAGUACUGGGAUGGCAUGGACUCUUUGUGUUUGGUGGUUCCCUUGGAGCUAUAGCUUUCUUUGUAACAUUUUUCUUUGAUGGGAAGGAUCAAAAUGGGAAGCCAAUUUGAAUUAUUUAGACACAUGGUUUACGAAAGCUGUUCAAAUUUGUCAAGUUUAAGAUAAAUUAAAACUCAGAUCUGGUACCUGUUUAGAUGAAACAUUGGCAACAAUAUGACAACGAAGAAUACUUGAUCACGUGAUGCUGACACAGUUCUGACGGGAUGAUUUCAUUAAACAUUAUGGCAUCUUAUUUAUCUUAUUUAUAUAUUUUCUCUCACAUCUCUUAUAUAACGCACGAAUCAAAGUGAAAUUAUGUGAUAAUAAGCGUUGCUUUUGGUGUCAUACGUGGUGUAAUGCAUUUCGUAUCUUGUUCUGAUAUAUAUAUUUGACAAAUCUAUUAAAUAAACUUAUUUCUACUGAACUAUUGUCUAUUGUAUUGUGUUGAAUUGUA